AAUACGACAUUGACAAUUGACAUGUAGGUACAGAAGUCGCCAUAUUCGUGACAUUGGAAGGUUUCGUUAAUAACACAAUUAAUAUGUUUUAAAUUCAAUUACUAAUAAGUUUAAUAAUUAAUUCAAACGCUGCAGUUACAUUUUUAAAACAGUGCAUAAUUAGUGGUAUUUCAAUCAGAAUGAAGAAAUUUCCACACAUUUAACCAAAAAAUAUUAAUUAAAAACAAUUACUAUUAAUAAGAAUAAUUUUAUGAGUACUUUAAUUAGUAUUAUCUUUGUGAGUCGUUCUAAUAGUAUAAUGUAUUCUGUAACUUAGUUCUUUAAGUGGGUCCAAAUUUCAAACAUGCUAAAUUUAUUAUUAUAAGGUGAAUUUAGAAAAUAAUUAAAUUAAGUAGAUAUGGCUAGUUCAUUUGAUCACGAGGAUAAGGAUUCUUGGUAUUUUGGGGCCAUAGGCAGACAUGAAGCUACAAAUUUGCUCAUGGAGGAACGAGAAGGUGGUGUGUUUCUUGUGAGAGAUAGUGCAACUUGUUUAGGAGAUUAUGUUUUAUGUGUUAAGGAGGACAGUAAAGUUAGUCAUUAUAUAAUAAAUAAAACACAACUACAGGAUCAACCACGCUAUAAAAUUGGGGAUAAUUUUUUUAAGAAUAUACCAGACUUAUUAUGCUUUUAUAAAGUACACUACUUAGAUACCACUCCUCUAAUUAGACCUGCUAGUAAAAAGGUUGAAAAAGUUAUAGCAAAAUUUGACUUUGAUAGUAAGGAAAAGGAUGAUCUUAGUUUUAAGAAAGGAGAUAUAUUAACAAUAUUGUUCAAAGAUGAAGAACAAUGGUGGACUGCAAGGGAUAAGAAUGGUAGAACUGGUUCAAUUCCUGUACCAUAUGUUCAAAAAAUAGAAGAAAAUCACUCUCCUGUAGAAAUCCCUAGGCCUGGAUCAGGUGGUCCAGCUAGUAAUAUUUCUUUACAAUCAGAAGCAGCCAAAAGGAACCAAAUGCAGCGAAAACUACCAGCGAAAGCGCGAGUCAAACAAGUAAGAAUUCCAAAUGCUUAUGAUGAUACUGCUUUAAAAUUAGAAAUAGGCGAUGUCAUAACUGUGACAAAAACUAAUAUAAAUGGACAAUGGGAAGGGGAACUUAAUGGUAAAACUGGAUACUUUCCAUUCACCCAUGUUGAAUUUUUGGAUGAAGAAAAUGAAAGUUAGUUAUUCAUACUCUGAGAUGUAAAUUUUUUUAAAUAUUUUGCUAUUUGUAUAGAGCUCGAAUUUUUAUUGUAUAUUUAUUGAUUUUAAUUGUAAUUGGCACUAACAUUAAUCCCAUCUUUAUAUACAUAUAAAUAUAUAUAUACAUAC
This is a messenger RNA of Diorhabda carinulata, 1345 nucleotides long. RefSeq names its product adapter molecule Crk (gene Crk). Lineage: Eukaryota; Metazoa; Arthropoda; Insecta; Coleoptera; Chrysomelidae. The record is from RefSeq and is a predicted model, not a curated record. The transcript is spliced from 6 exons. Bases 398 to 1198 code for a protein of 266 amino acids. Gene Ontology annotation, molecular function: protein binding.